Molecule: messenger RNA, 1083 nt
Organism: Xyrauchen texanus (razorback sucker)
Lineage: Eukaryota; Metazoa; Chordata; Actinopteri; Cypriniformes; Catostomidae
Product: G2/M phase-specific E3 ubiquitin-protein ligase-like
Exons: 5
Coding region: 298-1083 (261 amino acids)
Cellular component (GO): nucleus
Molecular function (GO): ubiquitin-protein transferase activity
Source: RefSeq, a predicted model, not a curated record
CAGAUAAUAUGACAUCAUUCGAAAGAGUAAAAUGUAUAUUUUUCAUUAUUCAGACGAAAAUCAUACAAUCCUUUUAAAAGAAUUUCUGUCCGAUUCUCUGAUGAAUGUGGAAAUUUUGAGGAGGCUGUGGAUUUGGGAGGCCCUAGGAGAGAGUUCCUCACCUUGCUCAUAGAAGCAAUUGAAAACUCUGCACUGCUUGCAGGCCCAGAUGGAAGAAAAAACCUUGCUCUUGACUCAGUUGCUUUCAGAGAAGACAGAUAGGCCUACUACCUUGCUGGUAAAGCAAUUGCUGUCAGCAUGGUUCACGGGGGACCUUCUCCUGGAUUCUUUUCAUCAACUUUGUUUGAAUGCAUCUGUAACGGGAACGUGUCACCAACCAUAGAUGAUGUUAAUGACUUGGAUUUGCAAGCAAAAAUCCAAAAGAUUGCCAAUGCUGCAACCAUGGAAGAGUUAUGUCAGGCAACUGAGUGUAUAACAGAAUACCUGGCAAAUGCAGGCUGUCUUCGAGCUAUAAAACGCCUCGGAGACAAGGAUCAGCUUGUAGACGAUAUUUUAAUGUUCCAGGUUGUGAACAGAGUCCAUGGCCCACUUGAACGACUCCGGGAGGGCCUGAUGACUCUUCUUGGCCUGUUGAAUGCUGUUGUUAAACACAAAGAAGCCUUCAGACCCCUUUUCUGCAGCCCACAACAGCCACUUACUGCAGACACCCUUGAAGACUUGUUUAAUAUUCGCUACUCAGUUGCUGGAAGUAACAGGCGGGCAGAAGAAAACACUGCAGUAGCCUUCUGGAGGGACUACCUUCUAGAUGCAGAAGAAGGCAACUGUAACUGCUCGCUAGAAAAAAUCCUUAUGUUCACAACUGGAUGCAGUGUUCUGCCUCCAAUUGGAUUAAAGCCUCAGCCAUCCAUUGAGUUCCUACAUACUCCUGAUACUACACCUGGGUCUGCUUCACUAAGAGAGAAAUUUCCAACUUCAAACACGUGCAUUAACUGCUUGCGUCUCCCUUUACACAAGGACUAUGCCCAUUUUAAGUCGAAUAUGGACUUUGGUAUUUGCAACACGCAAGGGUUUGGUCAAGAGUAA